Molecule: messenger RNA, 1035 nt
Organism: Neoarius graeffei (lesser salmon catfish)
Lineage: Eukaryota; Metazoa; Chordata; Actinopteri; Siluriformes; Ariidae
Gene: nkx2-1
Product: NK2 homeobox 1
Exons: 2
Coding region: 1-1035 (344 amino acids)
Biological process (GO): cell differentiation; regulation of transcription by RNA polymerase II
Cellular component (GO): nucleus
Molecular function (GO): RNA polymerase II cis-regulatory region sequence-specific DNA binding; DNA-binding transcription factor activity, RNA polymerase II-specific
Source: RefSeq, a predicted model, not a curated record
AUGUCGAUGAGUCCUAAGCAUACAACUCCUUUUUCUGUAUCCGAUAUCUUAAGUCCUCUUGAGGAAAGCUACAAAAAAGUAAGUAUGGAGGGAAACAGUUUGGGGGCUCCUCUUGCUUCGUACCGGCAACCGCAGGUUACACAGUCUGCGAUGCAGCAGCAUCACAUGGGCCACAACGGAGCCGCUGUGCCCGCUGCCUACCACAUGACAGCCACAGGAGUGCCACAGCUGUCCCACACGGCUAUGGGAGGCUACUGCAACGGCAAUCUGGGCAACAUGAGCGACCUGCCGGCUUAUCAGGACGGCAUGAGGGGCAGCACGACAGCCACAAGCUGGUACGGAGCAAACCCUGACCCGCGAUUUUCUACCAUCUCUCGCUUCAUGGGCUCCUCUUCCGGCAUGAACAUGAGCAGUCUUGGUUCCUUGGCAGAUGUGGGUAAAGGCAUGGGAUCCCUGAGCAGCGCGCCGAGAAGAAAGAGGCGAGUGCUCUUCUCACAGGCGCAGGUCUACGAGCUCGAGCGCCGCUUCAAGCAGCAGAAGUACCUCUCGGCGCCGGAAAGGGAGCACCUAGCCAGCAUGAUCCACUUGACCCCGACCCAGGUGAAAAUCUGGUUCCAGAAUCACCGCUACAAAAUGAAAAGGCAGGCCAAAGACAAAGUGUCCCAGCAGCAGAUGCAACAAGAGAGCGCUUCUUGCCAGCAGCAGCAGCAGCAGUCUCCGCGGCGGGUAGCCGUGCCCGUGUUAGUGAAGGACGGCAAGCCGUGCCAAGGCGGCGGCCACACUCCUACUAGCGCAGCACAAAACCAUCAUCAUCAGAGCGCCAGCGUCAUGCUCAUGGCUAACAAUAGCGCAAUGGGGCAGCAUCCGAGUCAGCAGGUAGGCAGCGCGGGCCAGUCACCAGAUUUGGGCCAGCACGGUACCAGUCCCUCUUCCCUCCAGACUCAGGUGACCGGUCUGUCACACCUGAACUCCUCUGGCGCUGACUACGGCACGGCCUUGCCCUGUUCCGCUCUGCUGUACGGCAGGACGUGGUGA